AUGGCCACCUACAAGCUAAUGCUGAUUCGGCACAGCGAGAGUGCCUGGAACCUGGAGAACCAUUUCAGCGGCUGGUACGAAGCCGACCUGAGCCCGGCGGGCCAGGAGGAGGCAAAGCGCCAUGGACAGGUGUUGCGAGAUGCUGGCUAUGAAUUUGACAUCUGCUUCACCUCCAUGCAGAAGAGAGCCAUCCAGACCCUCUGGACAGUCCUGGAUGCCAUUGACCAGAUGUGGCUGCCGGUAGUCAGGUCUUGGCGCCUCAAUGAGCGACACUAUGGGGGUCUGACUGGUCUCAAUAAAGCAGAAACUGCUGCUAAGCAUGGUGAGGCACAGGUAAAGAUCUGGAGGGGAUCUUACGAUGUCCCACCACCUCCGAUGGAACCUGAUCAUCCCUUCUGCAGCAACAUCAGCAAGGAUCGCAGGUACGCAGACCUUACUGAGGACCAGCUGCCCUCCUGUGAGAGCCUGAAGGACACUAUUGCCAGGGCACUGCCCUUCUGGAAUGAAGCAAUCAAGGAGGGGAAAAGAGUCCUGAUUGCGGCCCAUGGCAACAGCCUUUGGGGCAACGUCAAGCAUCUGGAGGGUCUCUCAGAAGAGGCCAUCAUGGAGCUGAACCUGCCAACAGGCAUCCCAAUUGUCUAUGAAUUGGACAAGAACUUGAAGCCUGUCAAACCCAUGCAAUUCCUGGGAGAUGAAGAGACCGUGUGGAAAGCCAUGGAAGCUGUGGCUGCUCAGGGCAAGGUCAAGAAGUGAAGGCAAGCAGGGUGACUCCUACCCCAGUACCCUCCUCCCUGCCUGUUUAUGCCUC
Molecule: messenger RNA, 808 nt
Organism: Onychomys torridus (southern grasshopper mouse)
Lineage: Eukaryota; Metazoa; Chordata; Mammalia; Rodentia; Cricetidae
Product: phosphoglycerate mutase 1-like
Exons: 1
Coding region: 1-753 (250 amino acids)
Biological process (GO): glycolytic process
Molecular function (GO): intramolecular phosphotransferase activity
Source: RefSeq, a predicted model, not a curated record